UCACACACACACGAGUCUAUUUUACUUGGGAAACGUCCUGUUUGAGGUGACCAUGACGGAAGCAGAACUGUUGCUUCAGGAAAAGAAAAAGAAGAAAAAGAACAAGAAACACCGACUAGAGUUGGCGUCAGAACCUGGCAGUCCUCAAGAGACAGCCACCGAAGUGGACUCUGUCAAGACACACAAACACAAGAAGAAGAAAUCAAAAGGACCUGAGGAAGAUGACUUUACACCAGCUGAGGUUCCAUGUGGAAUUAAUGAAGUAAAAAAGAAAAGAAAACGUGAAACAGAGAACUUAAACGUGACACGAGUGAUGACGGAAGAGUCUGCAGACGUUGCUGUUCCCCAGGAGGAAGAAGUGAAGAAGAAGAAAAAGAAAAAGAAAAGGAGGAUUGAUGAGGCGGUCUCCGCUGGAGAGAGCACAGAGGCAGACGUGUCGCCCACGCUGUUGCAAGUGGACAGUGAGGCGUGUUACGUCCCCCUUACGUCCUCCCAACAGAAGACAGCCAAGAAGAGCAAGUCGGAGAAGACCAGAAAAAACGCACCAGACAUGACACCUCACCUGGAAGAUGCUGUGGUCCAGGAGCUCAAGGAGUUUUUGCCCGACUUCCCGUUUCAUAACCUCAAGAAGGUGUUGAGUGUCAUCAAGUACGACCUGCCCCGCUUCAGAGAGUUCAAGAAGCAAGGUAUCCCUGUGCGCACCGGGAAGUUCACUGCCUCCGAGAACAAGAAGCUGCAGCUGAAUGUGAAGAACUUCCUGCUGGGCUGCGGGAUUGACCGCGCGGCGAAGCUUUUCAAACCAUACCGCUUCCCGGAUGAGAAGUUGACCAUCAUGAGACAGAAGAGACAGCUCGGGUAUAUUCGUUGUCUCUGUGCUGGGAUACCUCGUUGCUGGUUCACCAUCCUAGGACGAGCCAGGAAGAUGUUUGACGAGGAGAAUUACAUGGGAAAGUUUACAGAAGACGAGAACAAGGCCUUGAAGGAGCUGCACACACUGCAUGGGACAAACUGGAAGACCAUCUCAGACAAGAUUGGCCGCAGCAAUGAAGCUCUGAAGUACCGCUUUGCCGUGAUGUCUGAGGUUUAUGGGCCAUGGUCGGAGGUGGAGAUGAAGACGCUGUUGACCAGCGUACGGCAGCUGCUGCUGGAGAGGGCGGAGCCUGGUGCGGACGGGUCCUUGAUCAUCAAGAAGAGCGACCUGUACAAGAAGCUGGCCUGGGUGUAUGUGGCCAAGCAGCAGCAGACUCGAAGCUAUCAGCAGUGCAGGAAGAGAUGGAUGGAAUACCUCACAAGAAGAAUGUCUACUGGAGGAACGAUCAAAGGGAGGAAGAGCCUAAAUGGGCAAAUCCAGCUGAUCAAAGCACUCAAUGAAAUGGCUGUGGAGGACCCUGCAGACAUCGUCUGGGACGACCUGACUCAUCUCUUCGGGAACACUCUUCCUGACUUUCCCCGAAUGAGGUACUACCAGCUGAGGCUGACCUACGUCCCGGGCUGGAACACCAUGCCUUUCUGUGACGUCAUCGAUUUCCUGUAUGAGAAGGUGCUGCCCCAGCUGGAGGCUCAGCUGGAGACGUGUGAGGAGGAGGACAUGCCCUGUGAAGAACGCCAGACCUACAAGCUGUCCGAGAUCUUCCCCGACUCCUGACCCUCCUAGCGUGUGUGUGUGUGCGUGUGUGAGGAGGAGGAGGACAUGCCCUGUGAAGAACGCCAGACCUACAAGCUGUCCGAGAUCUUCCCCGACUCCUGACCCUCCUAGCGUGUGUGUGUGUGCGUGUGUGAGAGAGAGAGAGUGUGUGAUUUAUCUGUUUGACUCUUCCUCAGAACCAUCGCCCCCAUUUCCGUUCGUCUUCUCCUGAGAAGCCUCCGUCCAGUUUCUAACCCACCCCCCGCCACCCCCCCCCCCCCAACCCUAACACCCCCCACACCAGUAGAGCAGCGUGCUUCCUCUUCACACUGGAUCUCCCCUGACUCAUGAGCGAAUGGCCAACUCCCAAAUAAACUGGUCUGAUUGGACAGGAGAACGGCACCCAGAUACAAACUGUGAUCUGAUUGGAACAGGAUAAAGACACCCAGAUACAAACUGUGAUCUGAUUGGAACAAGAGAAAGACACUCAGAUACAUGCAGAAUGUGUAUGACAUAUUUAUGUUUAUUUUUCUUGCUUUGUGGGCCUUUUUGUAAAGAACUUCAGAUGAAAUAGUUUUAUUGAUAUUAACGAUUUAAGAAAAUAUCAGCUAUGUUUUUUGUACUUUUUCUGAAAUUGAUAUUUUGAAAUUUGAAAAUAUUAUGCAAUGUAUCAUGAUUUAGUAGUAAUAGUAAAUCAAAUGAUUUUAA
Molecule: messenger RNA, 2332 nt
Organism: Sardina pilchardus (European sardine)
Lineage: Eukaryota; Metazoa; Chordata; Actinopteri; Clupeiformes; Clupeidae
Product: transcription termination factor 1-like
Exons: 10
Coding region: 53-1645 (530 amino acids)
Biological process (GO): termination of RNA polymerase I transcription
Cellular component (GO): nucleolus
Molecular function (GO): chromatin binding
Source: RefSeq, a predicted model, not a curated record